GAAUACUCCCCACUCCAAAUUUCUCCCAACUAUUACAAUGUUUCGUGCUGCAUCUUCAUUAAUCAGGUCCUCUGCUUCAAAGCGACUGGUGAACAGUAGAAUAAUAUCUAGUAGAAAUUAUGGUGCAAAAGAUAUCAAUUUCGGUUUGGGAGCUCGGGCGGCUAUGCUGCAAGGGGUUAAUGAGAUUGCUGAAGCUGUGAAGGUUACUAUGGGACCAAAGGGUCGAAAUGUAGUUAUUGAAAGGAGCUUUAAAGAACCUAAAGUAACAAAGGACGGUGUUACAGUUGCCAAGAGCAUUAAGUUCAGUGACAGGACGAAGAAUCUUGGUGCAGAGCUUGUAAAACAAGUUGCAAAGGCCACAAAUACCGUUGCAGGAGAUGGAACAACUUGUGCUACUGUGUUGACGCAGGCAAUAUUGGUGGAAGGGUGCAAAUCCAUAGCUGCUGGUGUAAAUGCUAUGGAUCUGCGAACUGGGAUCACUAUGGCAGUUGAUGCUGUAGUGUCCAAUUUGAAGAGCAAAGCAGUGAUGAUAAGCACACCAGAGGAAAUCACACAGGUGGCUACUAUCUCUGCCAAUGGAGAGCGUGAAAUUGGUGAGCUUAUUGCUAGGGCAAUGGAGACAGUUGGCAAGGAAGGUGUAAUCACCGUUUCUGAUGGAAACACGUUGGAUAACGAAUUGGAGGUAGUGGAGGGCAUGAAGCUAGCCCGGGGCUAUAUUUCUCCUUAUUUCAUUACAGAUCAGAAGACCCAGAAAUGUGAACUUGAGAAUCCUUUGGUUCUUAUCCACGAGAAGAAACUUUCAGACGUGGGUUCCCUCGUUAAAGUAUUGGAGUUGGCUCUUGAGAGGAAAAGGCCUCUACUAAUAGUUGCGGAAGAUAUUGAGGGUGAUGCGCUCACUUUGCUGAUUCUUAACAAGCAUCAAGCUGGACUUAAGGUCUGUGCCAUUAAAUCUCCAGGGUUUGGAGAAAGCAGAAAAGCUAACCUAGAUGAUCUAGCUGUUUUUACCGGAGGAGAGGUUAUUUCAGAAGAGCGUGGGUUGACUCUGGACAAGAUUAAAGCUGAAAUGCUUGGUGCCGCUAAAAAGGUUACUAUCUCUAUGGACGACACAAUUGUUCUAAGUGGAGGCGGAGACAAGAAGGUGAUAGAGGAGCGCUGUGAAGAGCUUAGAACUUCCAUGGAGAAUAGUACUUCAACAUUUGACAAAGAGAAGGCACAGGAGCGGUUAUCAAAGCUCUCUGGUGGUGUUGCUGUCUUCAAGGUUGGAGGUGCUAGUGAAGCUGAACUCGGCGAGAGAAAGGAUAGGGUUAUUGAUGCUCUGAACGCGACAAGAGCUGCCGUGGAGGAGGGUAUUGUACCUGGUGGUGGAGUUUCUCUCCUUUAUGCAACAAAAGCUCUGGAUGAUAUCCAGACCAAAAACGAAGACCAGAAAAGAGGGGUUCAAAUAGUCCAAAAUGCUCUUAAGGCACCUGCAUUCACCAUUGUGGCGAAUGCUGGAGGUGAAGCCUCACUGGUAAUUGGCAAGUUGUUGGAGCAGAAUGAUCACAAUUUUGGCUAUGAUGCAUCCAAAGGUAAAUAUGUAAACAUGAUACAAGCAGGAAUUGUAGAUCCUGUUAAAGUAAUCAGAACAGCUUUGGCUGAUGCUGCAAGUGUUUCCUCCCUCCUGACCACAACGGAAGCUAUUAUUAUCGAGCAUUCAGAACAAAGCAGUGUUGGACAACGUGUGCCAGACAUGGAUCAGAUGGACUUGUGAUAAUUUACUUCAGCAAUUCUUUUGUAAAUUUGUUCUUGAUUUUGAUGUUAUUCUCCCUUUGUGUGGAGUAUGUUAGACCUCGAGCAUCUAAAAAAUUAUUUCGGGAAGUUGCAUUCUUAACCUGUCAUCUGAAUAACAUUUUUUUUUAAUAAAAAUAGAAACUAGAUGAAAGUGCAAA
This is a messenger RNA of Chenopodium quinoa (quinoa), 1928 nucleotides long. Its product is annotated as chaperonin CPN60-like 2, mitochondrial. Bases 38 to 1750 code for a protein of 570 amino acids. The record is from RefSeq and is a predicted model, not a curated record. Gene Ontology annotation, molecular function: ATP-dependent protein folding chaperone; ATP binding. The transcript is spliced from 18 exons. Gene Ontology annotation, biological process: protein refolding. Gene Ontology annotation, cellular component: cytosol; mitochondrion. NCBI's taxonomy places the organism in Eukaryota, Viridiplantae, Streptophyta, Magnoliopsida, Caryophyllales, Amaranthaceae.